Molecule: messenger RNA, 1494 nt
Organism: Aureobasidium namibiae CBS 147.97
Lineage: Eukaryota; Fungi; Ascomycota; Dothideomycetes; Dothideales; Saccotheciaceae
Exons: 4
Source: RefSeq, a predicted model, not a curated record
GCAAGUGUCGGGAUGGAGACACCAACGACACACAGCCCCAAGCGACACUCUUUUACGAAUACUCUAAUUACGAUUUCCCUUCAACUUCUGCUCUGGUCCAGCCUAUUUCCUCUUUCAGUUCAAGUCUCUCUUUUCGGUCUCUCGAAGAUUGAUAAAUCUUUGUUUCUCGCCGACGUGAUUUGCAUCGCAGCAGCCGGCACAUCCAUUCUUGUUGUCCUUCUACACACUCUGGUUGCACGGCUCCAGGACAAGGUCUUCAGUAGAUGGGCCAAAGUAGCCGCAGCAAUCUUCAAGGUCACAACCCUUUUCUUUUCGUGCAUAGCAGUGCUGUUAUGGAUCACAACCGUCGGGCUGAGCAUAAUCUUUGCCUUCGCAAGACAGCCGACAUGUCGGCCAGCCAGUUAUGACACACACGAUAUGUGGAGGAAGGGCAGCGUGUGUUAUGCUCAGCGAGCGGCCCUAGUUGUCAGCAUGCUGGCAUUUAUCGUUUCGUUCGUCCUGUGUUUCACGUAUAAUGUUUCGCACGAUCCAUUCGCAGCAGGACUGUUUGGACCAACACAGACUGGUGUCUGUUUGACGAAGUCAGAUCUUGGGAGGACAACUCCUAUGGUCAACAGGCAUUCAACCCUCUCUUUCAAAUGCCGUUCGAUGCUGUCUCCGAUCGCCAUUUCGUCACCCAUACGGAUAUCAUCGCCUCUACGAGCGAUGAUGAAUGCCAAUGAUGAGAAGUCGGCACGCCCAUUGUCAAUCGACAAGUCUCCUCUGCUGUCCAAGACUCCGAGUCCAUUGCACUCGGCAACAAGCUCUAUUGACAGUGUGAGCGGUCAACCUCCAGCAGCAUACAUACAAUCCGCUCGCUAUCAGCCGUCGCGCGUGCCGACGGCAUAUGUGCCCUCGCCUCACGGGACACAUCUCUACUCGCCAAAACAUCUCCCAAAGGCAAUCGUGUCGGCCAUGUCGGCAGAUCUAAAGCCGCCAACGGCAGCAGCUGCUGCCUACCCGCCACAAAGAGCUCCCACUCUGCCGAAGAUAGCUCCUGCGAUAUCGUACCCAGCUCCUUCUAUCACACCCAUCCAGACAACAAGUCUAUAUACAUCACGACGAGUGUCUUCAAUGUUCAUGACCCCCACCGCCCACAUGGCUCCACCACUAAUAAACAAAACUCCUUCUUCCGAGAGAAAGCUCGACACCUUUGCUUCCUCUCCGCUUGCCCACAUGCCUCCAAUCCAGCCCAAGAAUCUAUACUCGACAAGACGGGCCCCAACGCCAUACGUACCGUACAAACCUGCCACCCCUGCCCCUUCGCAAGUCAGCUCAGAUGCACCGAGAAGAUUCCCUGUGGCAUCGGCGUAUGCGCCCUCGAGUGUGCGUGUGCCUUCGUCGCUUUUGCAACCUCCGCCUUCGAUUAGACGGCUCAGAUCUGCGGACAGGGGUGUUAGUUAUGCUUCUAAUACAAGCAGUAUAUACAGUCGACUUCCCACUGACGACAAGUAA